Dipodomys spectabilis (banner-tailed kangaroo rat) is the source of this 2841-nucleotide messenger RNA. It is a transcript of the gene Sycp2l, whose product is annotated as synaptonemal complex protein 2 like. Lineage: Eukaryota; Metazoa; Chordata; Mammalia; Rodentia; Heteromyidae. The record is from RefSeq and is a predicted model, not a curated record. The coding region runs from base 1 to 2841 and encodes 946 amino acids. The transcript has 32 exons.
AUGCCGGCUGCGGGUGGAGAGAAACGUGGAGACUUUGGCGCGGGCUUUGCGGGCAGGUGCGGCGCGCCCGCAGCGGCGCCCACGUGGCCGGACCUGUGCGCGCCACCCGCGGUUCUCCCAGCCCCCAAACGCCGCCUUCUAAUGGAUUUCAGGAGCAGGUUCAUCCCAUUACAGUUCCUGGAGAAGAUUCAGCUCCUGGAGCGGGCUGCGAUCCCGACCCUCCGCGUUCCCUACUCUUCCGGAUCUCAGCUCGGGGGGAUCACCGCUGAACGAGGCGACCCGGGGCCGGGGGCGCUGCGGGAGCCUGGAGAUGCAGGGGAAAUAAUGAUGGAGAACAGAAGUCCUUUGCUGUCUGUUGAGGAAGAUGAGGGGACUGGGAAGGCCCAAGAUGCUUUCUGGCUUCAGUCCCUUAUUACUGAUGCGUUCCAUGGUAAAGGAUUUCAGAAAAUAAAAGACUAUCUUCAGAAAGAGGAUCAAUUUCCUCAAAAAUAUAAUCAUCUCCUCUUAAAUCAUCUCGACAGAUCACUAAAUAAGGAACUGGACAGAAAUGAAUUUCUUCAUGUUUCGCUGUUGCUAAAGUGUCUUCAGAGAUUCUUCAGAGAUGACCUCAGUGAAGACCAGUGUUUGCUAAUUCAGCAGGGACUGAUCCUGAAGAUGGCCUCCUGGCUUCAAAGAAUCACAGGAUUUCUGACCAUGGAAGACCUUGCUUCAAGCAUGUCACUGAUGAGUGUCACAGAGGACUUCUUGGACAGCCUGCUGAUUAUUUGCCAGAGUAGUAGUAAUGAAGGGAAAGCUCAGAUGUUGGAUUUCUUCAUAAGUGGCUUAGGAUUCUUGGUGGCAGAAAAGACCGUGAGUCAUUUGAUUCAGCAGCAGGCUCUGGGGACUCUGAACUGCAUAUUGGAUGCUACACCCCGGGAAGAGAGAAAAAAGCUGUCUUUGUCAGAAGGCGCGUGCUGUCUUAUGAUGGACUUUGCAAGGACAAUCCUGACUGUGGGUGAUUACAACCAGCAGGUGUCUCUUACUGAGGCAUUGUAUAGAAUGACCACCAAAGCAUCAAGGGAUGAUCUUGUUCACCAGUGGUUUGAGGAUGAGGUCCUGGCUGAAGCUUUCAAAGAAAUUAAGGGCCAGGAAUUUGAGACGGAUGUUCGACAGUUUCUGAAUCACUUAAACAACAAACUUGGUGACCAAAGAAGGGUCUAUUCAUUCCCGUGCAUUGCUGCUUUUGCGGAUGAGCAUGAGAUGAGAAAGCCAGCAGAUGAAAACUUAGAAAAAUUUUGGAUCGAUUUCAACCUAGGAAGUGAGAGUGUAACUUUUUAUAUACACAAUGCUGAGAGUCCUCUGUGGGACACAGUUAGACUUCAGAAGGAGGACAUGGUUAAUUUCAACAUCACAGAAACUGAGACGAUGAAGGUGCUCCUUGUGAACCUGAAGAAGCCACUUAUUAUCAACCAGAAAGAAGUGAUGAAAAUAGAAAUCCAUUUUGAUGUGCUCUUUGACAUAUCACAAGCAACCAUUCAAGCUAUAGGGGAAGACAGACAGGUAUUGCCUGAACAGAUGAAAAUCUCCUCAGAACUUUCCAGUACGCUCAAAAAAGAAGACAAUGAGAGGCCUAAUGGCGAUGAAGGAGAAACAGAGCAGGCAGAAGAAUCCACUGACCUGGUGGAGUUAGGUGGUGCUGAGGAGGACCGCUGCCUCUUAACAGUUCCCUGGAACCAGCAGCCUGAGACGACUCAUCCAAAAAAAGCAGCUGAUCGAUCACCCGAAAAAUCAAAACCAGAUACAGAACAAGUUAUUACAAAGCAGGUGAAUUCUUCAAAUGUACAAGAAGCAUCAGUUCAAAGUCAGGUUCCUGAAUUAGGUGACAACUCUAAGGAAGACUCUGCUUUUGAGGGUGACCGAAAACAAGAAAGAAGGAAGUCGUCUAAUUACAGGAAACAUCUCUUCUCUGAUGACAGUAAAGAUUCAAGUUCUAGUCCCAGUGAGAAAUCCUGGACCAGUAACAGCAAAAGGAAAUACCUAAAGCCAUACUCUAGGAGAAGAAAGUCAAGCGUCAACCAUAGCAUGAGAAUAUUGCCGCUUUCCCCCGUCAAUAGUGGCAGUGAUCUCAAGAAACACAGAGCUAACACUCUGACACCAGUAUGGAAAGGCCUCCCCAUGCAAAACAACACCACACCUCCCACGAUUUCUGGAACAAAACCCCAAGGUAGUUCCGCCUUCUUAACUCCUAAAGAUUCUGCACAGAAAGUAGAACUUCAAAGUACCUACCGAUUCAGCGAUGGCUCUUCCUUGGAACACUCAAAAGCUGAAGAAAAUGUGUCUCAGAUUGUGAACCAAGACUUAUUAGUGGAAAACACUGCUUUAAAACAUAAGCUGCAAAACUUGGAAGACAGAGACAUGCCAGAUGGGAGUUUGGCUAAGCCAAAGCAGUCAAGAUUGGAAGAAGAGGCUCCAGGAUCCCCCGAUUUGGAAGGCAUUUUUCCUUCGUCCUCAGAAGAAGAGCCAGAGGACUUGAAUGGUUCUGCUUUUGUAACAGCCCUGGAAAACUUCACUAGUGAAAUGAAAAAAAGACACGAGCUUAGGCACAGAAUGACUCCACCUUAUUCAGAAAAGACAAAGAAAGCACCCGAUUGCCUAAUUAAACUUUUAGACCAGAUAUUCCUGUGCAGACUGAACAAACUAGAGGCAUUUCACAGUUCUGUUCUUCAAGAGUUCAGAGAUUUGGAAAAGGAUAUUCAGGCUCUACAACUCCUCGAGAAGGAGGCGCUGGAGUUUUGGAGUAGACAGUCUGCGGAUCUGAAGUCAUUUUGUGACCAUCAAGCGCUAAGGUUCUUCUUUUUUUAA